Messenger RNA from Lentinula edodes (shiitake mushroom), 1353 nucleotides. Its product is annotated as MFS general substrate transporter. The record is from RefSeq and is a predicted model, not a curated record. Gene Ontology annotation, cellular component: membrane. NCBI's taxonomy places the organism in Eukaryota, Fungi, Basidiomycota, Agaricomycetes, Agaricales, Omphalotaceae. Gene Ontology annotation, molecular function: transmembrane transporter activity. Gene Ontology annotation, biological process: transmembrane transport. The transcript has 10 exons. The coding region runs from base 1 to 1353 and encodes 450 amino acids.
AUGCGCCACUCUGUUCAGCAAAUCUCAUCAAGCGAACUCAAGUCGCCUCCAGACCAUUCAUCAAUUUCUCUGGAUCAUAGCCGACUUAGGUCUGUGGCGUCUAACCAGCUUGGGCAAGAGACGACCAGUACUUCGUCGGUACAACAAACCAAGGAACAAGUCAUACACUCUCGGGCUCAGUUCAUAGUUACUUGUUGCUGUAUGUUCGCGAUAGGAUUUAAUGACGCCUCUGCUGGUCCACUUUUGCCUCGUAUGCAAAGCGUUUACCAAAUAUCGUUCCUCAUUGUUUCUUUGCUCUUUAUCUUUGCCUGCGUGGGCUUCAUUCUCGGAGCAUGUUUGAACGUUCUUGUAUCAGAGCAUGUGACUUUUGGAAAGGUAACAAUGUGCUGUACUGAGUCAUGUAUUCUUCAGAUGAUUGCGUUCACGCUGGCCAUUCCUGCUCCUCCCUUUCCUGUCUUUGUGUUAGGGUAUUUCAUCAAUGGCAUAGGGUCAGCUCUACAGAUAGCUCAAGUCAACGGGUAUCUGGUAGUAAUGGGCCACAAUGUUAAUUUGAAAGUAGCACUGUCGCAGGCAUCCUAUGGUGCCGGGGCAUUUGUCGCACCUUUAGUUGCAACGCAAUUUUCUGCUAUGCGCCACUGGUCAUUCCACUACCUUGUCUCCCUUAGUAUGGUGACCACAAAUGCAUUUUUGACUUCGGCAAUUUUUCGUCUUCAAUCUAAAGAAGACUGUAGGGCACAACUUGGACUUGAAGCCAUGGAACCUGAGACUUCAGAACAUAGUCCAUUUAGGCAGAUAAUGAACCUGAAGAGUGUACAUAUUCUGGCAGCUUUCAUAUUUUUGUACGUUGGUACCGAGGAGCUUUUCAGUGGAUGGACUGUGACCUACAUCAUUCAACAGCGCGAUGCAGGCGCUCGUUCUGGUUAUAUUGCUUCAGGGUUUUGGGGAGGGAUAUUGCUAGGUAGGAUAAUACUAAUCCCCUUGAAUAACUGGCUCGGAGAUCGACUGGUCAUGUUGAUUUAUAUUGUACUGGCUAUUGGGCUCGAAAUCGUCGUCUGGUUGGUCCCCUCUCUCAUCGGCAAUGCUGUCGCUGUUUCUCUUGUUGGACUCUUUUUUGGGCCUAUGUUUCCAGUUGCUUUGAGCGCGUCUCGAAAAGUUAUUCCGCGAUGGAUAUACACUGGAGCUAUCGGCUGGAUCACUGGAAUAGGACAGGCUGGAAGUGCCGCGUUACCAUUCUUAACUGGUGCCCUUGCCGACGCUGUGGGUAUUAGCAGUUUGCAGCCUUUAUUAGUGGGGAUGAUGUCAGCUAUGAUUGCGAUGUGGCUGCUUGUACCUCGACCGACGAGACCCGAUUGA